This is a messenger RNA of Atta colombica, 2936 nucleotides long. RefSeq lists its product as uncharacterized. NCBI's taxonomy places the organism in Eukaryota, Metazoa, Arthropoda, Insecta, Hymenoptera, Formicidae. The record is from RefSeq and is a predicted model, not a curated record. Gene Ontology annotation, cellular component: cytoplasm; spindle pole centrosome; nucleus. The transcript has 5 exons. Gene Ontology annotation, biological process: mitotic spindle organization; signaling; kinetochore assembly. Bases 57 to 2936 code for a protein of 959 amino acids. Gene Ontology annotation, molecular function: microtubule binding.
ACGGUUACGUGUGUUCGACGUGUUUACGUUGUAUCGUUUUUAUAAAAUCGUACGAGAUGCCGGAUUUUAAAGAACAGUACAAAAAUCCUCGUCUAGGAUUCGGCGACACGAAUCACAGAAGAUAUCUGCGUGCUUGUAACUACGAUAAAUCUCGUAGGGAAGCCAGAACACGGACUUUCGACAAACAUCGCAACCUGCAAAACGAUUCAUCGCCAACAAGCGUGCAACACGAGGUCACAUCUGCCAUUGCUGAUGAACGUAUGAAAAAAUUAAUAAAAUGGAGAGAGGAACGUAACAGAAAAAAGAAGCUGGAAGCUACAAUGAAAAAACCAGCUUUCAAAGUUGGUGUUGUUCAUCAUUCCUUAUGUUCUCCAAUGAUCAAAAGUGGCACAAUUGCAAAAACAUCAAACAAAAUAGAAAAUUCGAACUAUAUCAAAAAACGAAUUACAAGAGCUACGGAAAAACGAUUGAUUGCUAAAGCAGCUGCUCAACAAAUGGUAAAGGAUUCAACUUCGGUGAUAAAACAUCCCUUUAAAACCAUGACUUCUUGUACCAAAAAAUCAUUUGCCCCUGUUGAUUAUUGUUUUAAACCUCCAUCUGGUUUGCAGAAGAUGCCUCUAUUUGGUCUUGUACCAAUGAAAGGAACGCCACAAGAGAAAUAUCCAUCAUUACAAACACAAACUUCUAAUAUUACAGAGAUUUUUAAAACUCCUACGCCCAAGUUAUCAUUAAAUAAACAAAAGUCGUCACAGAAAUUAAGUGAAUCGAUUGUUCGAGAUCCGGACGAAUUAAAUACAAUUGAAGCAAUAGGAGUAUCAUUAAAAGAACAGACAGAGAAUCAAACAGAUUCCUUACACGAAAAAAAUUCUUCAUCAAGCAGUACUGAUACAAAAAUACCAUCAAAGAUUACUUCAACAUCUUUUGAGAAAGAAAAUUGUGAUAUGGAAGAUCUUAUUUGCUUUUCGCCAUAUCUGACACGAACCCGUGGCAAGAGAAACUCUAGAAUAGAGGGACAACAACGGUUGGGUAUUGGUCGUCGAUCUGAUGAAAUUCCAACCAAAGAUACUGUUAUGAAAAAUUUAAACAUAUGUGUGGAAGAGGAGGAACGUACUGCUCAGUAUUUCAUGCUUAUUGUGAAUAAAGAAACUGAUAGACUUAAGGAACUCUGUAAGAAAUGGUUGGAUAUUGGAGUAGAAAAAGAUGUCCCAGAAGAUGCUGUGUAUGAAAUACAACAAGCGGUAGGACAAACAAAUUUAUUAAUAAAUAAAAAAUUUGAAAGAUUUCGUGGCUUAGUACAAGAUUGCGAAACUGGUAAAGGAGAAAUGCUGGUUACAUGCAAAGAUUUGCAAGGAUUUUGGGAUAUGACGUACAUGGAAGUCAAGGAUUGUGACAUGCGAUUUGAAAAAUUACAGCAACGUCAAAAUAGAGGAUGGCAGGAAGAGGAAUACAUUAUUGUCAAGCCUGCUGUUAAAAAACGAAUGGCUAUUAAAAAACGAAUUGUAUCAUCAAAACCAAGUUCAUUACGAUCGUUAAUCCUAGCUGCCAGAAAAAACAUGGAAGAAGGAAUAUUAAAUAAAGACAUUAUUUUGUCGCAAGAUACACAUUUAAGUGAAAAACCAAGUAAUAGAAAAUCUUUUACUGAACUUCGUGAUGAAAAUACCAAUAUUCGACGUAGUAUAAAUAGAUCCCAUGAUCUUAAUGAAAAAAAAUCAACUCCUACUCGACGUGAAAGCUCUACUAGAGUAAGUUCGAUACAGAAAGUGCAAUUUUCUGACAAAAUUAAAAGAAUGAAAAGUCCAUUUGCAGCUAUGAAAAUAAGUCAAAUGUGUAAGACACCCGAAGUUGAAUUAGAUGACACAAUAUCGUAUGUUAAUUCUGAUCAAACGCCGGGCAAAAGCAUAUUAAAGAAAUCAGAAGAAUUAGAAAAUAAGGAAGCACGCAUAAAAUCUGCGCAUAAAGUCAAUUUUGAUGAUCAAGUAUUUCUUAAUAACAUCCCUCUUAAUGAAGAACAAACUAAAUUAAGUUUAGCUGCUGCAUUAACUAGAGUAGAUAGUUUAGAUAAAAUAGAUACAUUAAUAUCACCACCCAUUAAUGUCGAAAAACGAUUAGACUUUGAAGAUUCUGAUAGUAACGAUGAUCUGAACAAAUUAGAAAUUAAAAUAAAAACAAGAAAACAAAAUAAAUCUAAAUCAUCUAUUCAAAAUACUUUAAAUACUAUUGAGCAUCUAUUUAAUGACAUACCUUCAGUAUCCAUUAAAGAAUUAUCAUCAAUAACAGAUAACAAUGAGAAGAUUGUGUCAUCUAGAAAAAGCCUAAGAAAGCGAGUUCAACAUAAGGACAUACCAAAUAGGAAAAGUGUAGAUACUUUAUUUUCUUCUUCAACAUCAGUUAACAGAGAUGACAAAAUGGCCACUACUACUGAAAUAAUUUCAAAAGACAUGGAAGAUGUAGAUUUAGGAAUGAAAGUACUUAGAAAUAGAACUAUCCUGGCAAAUAAUACUCCUAAAAGUAAUAGAAGUAGUAAAAUGAUGACGCCGAAAAAGACAAAUAUUGACAAAGAAGAAAAUAGUCCGGUGAAAUUAACUAGAAAAAGCUCAUUAAAAUUACUGAAAAAAAACAAAGAUGAACAUAUGACACUAAAUACAAACGAUACAAUGCAGAUAGAAAAUGUAACAUUGAUAGGCAAUACUUCUAAGAAGAGAUCACUCCGAAAUGUUGCAUUUGAUGAAACUUGUGUGGCAUGUGCCGAAAAUAAACCAGUAUUACCUAUGACUCCUUAUUCAAAACGUCGUAGCAAGACCCCCUCAAGACACUCCCUCAAGAAUCGGAACAAAUCGAUUGAUACAUUUGAUGAAGAUCUUAUAUCAUGGGACACACCAGACAAAAAAUAUCGUCAUCGCAGGGUUACUAGAUCAUCUUAUUCAGAUAAUUUGUAA